AUGGCGGACUACGAUGACGUUAAUUUUGAAGAUGACGAACCAGUCCCAAUUUCCGAAGAAAUUAUCCAAGAAGAUGGUCAAGCUCAAUCAAGCAGGGAUGCAGAAAUGGUGCAGCUAAUGGAAGAAGAAUGCCGAGAGUCCAGUGUUCCCAAAUUAGAGCCCCAGGGUGAUCAGACCAGUCUAAUUUGUGAGGAGAGCAUGAACAUCGAUAAGGACUUAUUUUCCGAAGAAAUUCCUGGUCUUCUUGCCUUCGAAAGAGGAAGAGUGGUGAGGUUUUAUACGUGUUAAGCCUUACGUGUUCGCUUGUCUUAUUAUUUUUCAUAUUAUUAUAGUUUCAGAGUAAUUUGGCAGCAAAGAGAGGCCAUAAUCGAUUUCGGACAGAAUUGGAACCAGAAGACGUUAAACUUGUUAAUGGUAAUCAUAAAUUUUUAUAUUAUUCUCUCGUUUAGAGAUGGGUCAGCUGUCGGCAGAUCAGUUAAUGGACUAUAUGAGGAAGAUAAAAGACCAGGCUUGUUGUCUUGGACAUGCUCAAGGUAUGGUGGAUGACAUCAUUUGUGUGAUUAAUUAUUUUAUUUUAGCGGAACAAUGCAAGCGAGCCAAAUUCCUAAAGAUCUUCCAAAGUUGA
Molecule: messenger RNA, 625 nt
Organism: Bursaphelenchus xylophilus (pine wood nematode)
Lineage: Eukaryota; Metazoa; Nematoda; Chromadorea; Rhabditida; Aphelenchoididae
Source: the annotation of a GenBank genome assembly